Molecule: messenger RNA, 1245 nt
Organism: Eimeria maxima
Lineage: Eukaryota; Apicomplexa; Conoidasida; Eucoccidiorida; Eimeriidae
Exons: 10
Coding region: 1-1245 (414 amino acids)
Source: RefSeq, a predicted model, not a curated record
AUGCGUCAAUUGGGGGGCCCCCCUGGUGGGGGCCCCCAAGAGGGGGGCCCCCGUAAAGGCCCCCUGGGGGUGCCUAUACCACCUCCUUAUAUCCCACCGUCACCACCGCAAGGACCCCCCGAAGCUCAUGCUGCUGCUGUGCGUGCAGCAGCAGCAACAGCAGCAACAGCAGCAAGAGCAGCAGCAGCAGGAGGAAACCCUGAUAAGCAAUUGCUGUCUUUCUUAGAUUGGGCCCAUCAUGACUUUAAUACAGUAGAGGUACCAGGGGGCCCCCCUUUGUUGCCCGAUCUAACUCCUUACAUGCCUCAACACCAGCAGCAGCAACAGGAGGAGGAGCAGCAGCAGCAGCAGCAGCAGCAAGGGGAGCAGCUGCUAGGGAGGGGCCUCCGGGGGGCCCCCCACCUAACGGGUUUAUUAAGCCAAUUAACCUUUAAUAGAUUUGGUGUUAUUAAUGCUAUACAUGGGGAUAUAUUAGCUCCUAUGCUAGGACUGCAGCAGCAGCAGCAGCAGCAGCAGCAGCAGCAGCAAGAGCAGCAGCAGCAGCAGCAGCAGAAGAGGCAGCAUAUUGCAGAUUGUAUUGUUGUACCUGCACCACCAAAUAUGAUUCCUUAUCGAGGGUUUGCAUUAGAUGUAUUAGAGAAAGGAGGAAGAGAAUUACAACAAAAUUUAUUUAGGGCAUUAAAGAGAAGACUGCAGCAAAAACAACAAAAACCUAUCCGCCGGGCAUAUUUACAGCGAAUUGCAGCAGAGGAGAGGAAGCAACUACAACCAGGUCUGGCUGCACAUAUUAUUAUACAAACUGCUGUUGAGGAAAUACUACAAGUGGAUGCUAUAUCUCCUCAAUAUAAUUUGAAUAGAGUGGAUAUUGUAGAGAUUGAUUUAACAGCAGCAGCAAAUGUUGCUGCUGCUGUUAGAGAAACAGAAACUAUCUGGAUACCUGAGAAACAGGUGAUAAGUGCACCAGAGUAUUAUAGUCGUCAAUGCCGUCGUCUUCUUUCUGUUCCUGAUUCUAUCUUAUACUUCUGUAGACGCCAUUCAAGGGUUUCCUUUAAAAAGCACCAUGGGGUAAUUAGACGACAAAGGAAACACUACUUCUCUAAUAUUAGACCUCUUCUUUGGCGAGCAUCGAGGGUUUUGCAACCUCCUCCUUUCUUGGGUUUGGGAACUGAGGAUUCCUUCGGUGUGGGGCCCGUCGACAGCCCCACAGUGUGUCUUUUUGUGUUUUCUUCUUCGUCAUCCUUUUAA